Molecule: messenger RNA, 1789 nt
Organism: Acipenser ruthenus (sterlet)
Lineage: Eukaryota; Metazoa; Chordata; Actinopteri; Acipenseriformes; Acipenseridae
Product: troponin I, slow skeletal muscle-like
Exons: 6
Coding region: 168-653 (161 amino acids)
Biological process (GO): muscle contraction
Cellular component (GO): troponin complex
Source: RefSeq, a predicted model, not a curated record
AUAGAGCAAGAUGCAAAAUGGCUUUAAAGCAUAACAAAAAUGUAUAUAACACAGCAAAGGGUAUAUAACCCAUAACAAACUGAACGCUAUCUCUCUUUAACCAUUUUUCCUUUCCACAGAAAAAACCUAAGAUCAACGCGGCUCGCAGGCUGCAGCUGAAGUCACUCAUGUUGGCGAAGGCAGCCGUCAUGCUGGAGAAUGAGACGAAAGAGAAGAAAGAUGAGAAGGUAAAGAUCAUGGCAGAGCGGGUCCCUCCUCUGGACUGUGGGAGGAUGUCUCUACAGGAACUGCAGGAGCUGUGCAAACAGAUGCACCAUAAAAUCGAUGUGGUUGAUGAGGAGCGUUACGACCUUGAGGUUAAAGUCGUCAAAAACAACAAGGAGAUCGAGGGUUUGGCUCAGAAGGUCUUUGACCUGAAAGGGAAGUUCAAGAGGCCCAACCUGAAGCGAGUGCGCGUCUCAGCCGAUGCCGUGCUGGGGGCCCUGAUGGAGUCCACACAAAAGGCCUCUCUGGAUCUGAGGGCCAACCUUAAGUCUGUGAAGAAGGAAGAAGAAAAGGAGAAGGAGGUGACUGACUGGCGUAAGAAUGUGGAGGCCAUGUCUGGGAUGGAGGGCAGGAAGAAGAAGUUUGAUUCUGGAGCGCCGGCACAGUAAGAGGUGUUAGAAGAGUCAUUUCCUACAAAGAGAAACGUCCCUCUGUCCUCCUCAGGGUCAGCGGAUUGAAAAGUUGACAGCAUGUAAAGAGAUGAGCAGAUGGGCAGCACUUCAAAAUGACUAGUCUAGCUUUGUUAUAUGCUAUUUACAUGAACAGAGAGUUGUAACUUACCCUUCUUCAUUUUAUUUUCAACAACCAUAUUGUUUCUUCUUUUUGAAUUUAUUCCCCUUCAUAAGCAUUUUGGAUUAUGUGGGCUGUGAGUGCCUUGGAAGGAUUUCAUAUGUAGAUAUUCCACAGUAUUGAUAUACUAUCACAAUCCAGCAUGGAAAUAAGACUCCUAUUGCAUAGCAGUUUCACCCAUUCCAGGUUUUAAAAUCAGCCUCAUUAGGGGGUCCCCCGAGUGGCUCACCUGGCAGAAGCGCAGCAGGGUGAGUCAUACAGCGCAGGUUCACGUCCUGGCUGUGCAAAGUAGGCGGGUCUUCGCUGGGGAUUCUGAAGAAAGCGUUGCAUUGGCUCUGGCGCUUCCGUGGGUUAGGGAGGUAAAACCAGCAGGGACUGUUUCUCCCCAUCCCUCUGCAGUGAAACCUGCUGGCCAGGCACCCAAUGAGCUCAGAACGGACACCUGUAGGACUGGCUUUUGUCCUCCAGAAGUCGGUCGCUCACUGACAUCCACUCUCGAGUUCCUGGGUGAAAAAAAGAAGUUGGCUUGGUCGCAGGAUCGGAGGACGCCCACUGAAUCUUUCUGGUCUCCUGAGAUAGGUGGGGAUUCCAAUAUAGAAUUGGGCAUUACAAAUUGGGAGAAAACAGAGGGAAAAAUUAUAACUGGACACACUAAAUGUAACCCUCAUUAACCCUGGUGUUUAGGUAACAAGCUCAGGUGUGUCUUACUAAGCUCCUAGUAAAACCAGGAACAGAUCAGACUGCUAUGCAACGGGAGCCUUAUUCCCAUUCCUGCAAUGUGUCUUCAGGUGACACCAUUCUUUUCACGAUGAUGCUUUUUCAGCUAGUACAGUUUAAUUACAUCGAGUCAUUUACAUUUCUAACAUGAAAUACUCUGUUACUAUUCUGGCUUUUGCAAUAUAUUAUUUUGUAGUUUCUUUGAUUACACAAUGUUAAAUAAAAGGUCUAAAUUAUG